Molecule: messenger RNA, 1086 nt
Organism: Danaus chrysippus (African queen)
Lineage: Eukaryota; Metazoa; Arthropoda; Insecta; Lepidoptera; Nymphalidae
Source: the annotation of a GenBank genome assembly
AUGGCGCUGUUAUUAAUUAAUCUUCAAUAUGACAAGGAUUAUGCCUCUUCGAAUGUAAACGAAAAUUUUAUACAAUAUAACAACGUGCCGAUAGGAUUCGAAGUGUACAAAGAACGGGUUUUCGUAACUGUUCCGAGGCGAAGAUUCGGUAUACCCUCGACUCUCAAUGUAGUUUCCAGGUCAUCUAGAAGUCCAGCACUAACUCCGUAUCCUGGUAGUGAAAACCUCGUUUCAGUUUAUCGGCCUAGAAUUGAUGUCUGUGGAAGAAUUUGGAUGGUGGACACUGGCCUAUUGGAAGUACCUGGUAACAGAAGUCAAAUCCAAAAACCGGCGAUAGUUAUUUAUGAUCUUAAGACUGAUGAGCUGUUAUUGACAUACGAACUGAAAGAUUCUGACCUCGUCAGUGACAGAUCUACUGGUGGACUAACAUCUAUUUCUGUGGAUGUGUCAAGGGAUGACUGUGAUGAUGCGUAUGCCUACAUCAAUGAUUUAGCUACUAACGGGAUUAUUGUAUUCUCCUUGAAGACCAGAAAUAGUUGGAGAGUCAGCCAUCCCAGCUUUGCAUAUGAUCAAACAGCUCUUAACUUUACUGUAGCUGGUUAUCCAAUAAAUUGGCAAGAUGGUAUAUUCAGUAUAGCUCUGUCAGAAGCAAGCGAUGAUGGAAAAGCUUAUUUCCAUCCACUGGCAUCUCUUCAGGAAUAUUCCAUAAGUAUACAAGACUUAAAGGAUGGAAAAGUGGAUAGUAUACAGCAUUUAGGCACAAGAGGUGAAAAUUCUCAAAGCGGUUCCCACGACUAUCAUGGAAAAACAAAAACGUUGUUUUUCGCCAACGUAGCGCAAGACGCCAUCUUGUGUUGGAAUGUGGAAAACAAAAUGGCGCCCGAGAAUAUCGGCAUCGCUGUACAAGAUCACAAAAAACUUGUAUAUAUUUCAGAUUUGAAAGUAAUCGGUGACGAGGUAUGGGUUCUUGUAAACCAAAUGCCUAGAUUUGUCUACUCCGUUCUCAAUACUGAUGAAAAUAAUUAUUUCAUAUUCAGAUCAAAAGUUGAGGACCUCAUCCGUAACACAGUGUGUGAGAAGAAAUAG